This is a messenger RNA of Pseudomassariella vexata, 2247 nucleotides long. RefSeq names its product peptidase family M1-domain-containing protein. The coding region runs from base 126 to 2072 and encodes 648 amino acids. Lineage: Eukaryota; Fungi; Ascomycota; Sordariomycetes; Amphisphaeriales; Pseudomassariaceae. Gene Ontology annotation, cellular component: cytosol. Gene Ontology annotation, biological process: proteolysis. Gene Ontology annotation, molecular function: zinc ion binding; metallopeptidase activity; aminopeptidase activity. The record is from RefSeq and is a predicted model, not a curated record. The transcript has 6 exons.
GUUGGAAGUAAACGGUAGCCACAACCUGAAGUGGACGUCGUCAAACGUUGUCAACUUUUACAGCAAGCUCGGAUGUGGAAGAAAGUUUAACAAAACACAUCGUUGAACGUCGAAGCAACACCCUAAUGCGGGGACCUUCAAGCUUCACCAAGGACAGUUUUCUGUUCAAAAGUCUGCAAGUCACCAUACGAAGUCCUUCGUGGUCGUCAAGAAGUCCUUCGCAAUUGCGCCAGUACAGUCUCGGCCCGAGCAAAAUGGCACCACGAGACCCCAACACCUUGUCCAACUACAACUGCUGGCUCACCCGCCACACCACGGUUGACUUCAAAGUCAACUUUGAAAAGCAGCGUCUUGAGGGUUCCGUCUCACUCAAGCUGGAAUCGCUAACGGACAAGGAAAGCAAGGAGAUCGUGCUUGACACCAACUUCCUGACUGUCACUUCGGUAAAGCUGGACUCCUCGGAAUUUCCCUGGGAGAUCCGGGACAGAGUCGAGCCGUAUGGGGCACCACUCUAUAUCUCUGUGCCCGAUGGUGUCACCAAAGGAGAAUCCGUCAAGCUUGAUAUCGUACUCGAGACCACGUCAAAAUGCCUGGGUCUCCAGUGGAUGACUCCUGAACAAACGGGCAACAAGAAACACCCGUACGUCUACUCGCAGUGUCAGGCGAUUCUGGCACGAUCCAUCUUCCCUUGUCAAGAUACGCCUGACGUAAAGUCCACCUUCACGUUCAAUAUCACUUCUCGUCUUCCCGUCGUUGCAAGCGGUGUUCCAGUUCCUUCGGACACCGCGGGUGAGGGAGAGAAGCUAUUCCAAUUCGAACAGAAGGUUCCUAUCCCGUCGUACCUCUUCGCCUUGGCAUCAGGAGACUUGGCUUUCGCACCCAUUGGCAAGAACUCGGUCGUGGCGACAGGUCCGGAGGCGAUUGAUGGUGCCCAAUGGGAACUUAAAGGAGACAUGGACAAGUUCCUUGAUGUGGCCCAGAAGCUUGUGUUUGACUACCAAUGGGGGGAGUAUAAUGUUCUGGUGCUGCCCCCGAGUUUUGCCUACGGAGGCAUGGAGAACCCUAUCUUCACAUUCGCGACACCUACCAUCAUAAGUGGAGAUAGACAGAAUGUAGACGUCAUUGCACAUGAACUGUCACACAGUUGGAGCGGUAACCUUGUCUCUACUUGUAGCUGGGAACAUUUCUGGCUCAAUGAGGGGUGGACGACCUAUCUCGAACGCCGAAUAGGCGCUGCUUUACACGGCGAGCCUCAGUUCGAUUUCUCCGCCAUCAUAGGCUGGAAAGCGCUAGAGGACUCGGUCAAGCUGUUUGGCGAUGACCACGAGUUUACCAAGCUAAUCGUCAGUCACAAAGGAGUCGACCCAGAGGAUGCCUUUAGCUCCGUCCCAUACGAGAAGGGAUUUCACUUCCUUUACUAUCUAGAUAGGCUAGUUGGUCGGGAACACUUCGACAAGUUCAUUCCUCACUAUUUCCAGACGUGGGCUCGCAAAUCUCUGGAUUCAUUUGAGUUCAAGCAGACCUUUUUAGAUUUCUUCAACGGCUAUGGAAACGAAGAGAUCAAGGAAAGGAUUGCGCAGAUCCCCUGGGAGGAGCGCUUCUACAAGCCUGGCCUCCCCCCAAAGCCAGACUUUGACACUUCCUACGUGGACAGUUGCUUGGCCUUGGCCGAGAAAUGGAAACAGGAGGAAUACAAGCCGGAUGCCAAAGAUAUCGAGCCAUUCACGGCAAAUCAGACGUUGGUCUUCCUCCAGGCUGUGCAGGAUUUCUCCCCAAGCCUGAGCGCCGAGAGAUCGCAUCUUCUUGGUACCACAUACAACAUUAGUUCUUCGAAGAACGUCGAGCUCAAGUCGGCGUACUACGUCAUCGCCUUGAAAGCCGGCGACAAGCGGGAACUCCCCGGCAUUGUCGAGCUUCUUGGAGGUGUUGGUCGCAUGAAAUUCGUGCGGCCGUUGUAUCGCCAUCUCAAUGCGGUGGACAGGGACCUCGCGGUCAAGACGUUCGAGAAGAACAAGAACUUCUACCCAUCGACCACUAAGUCGCAGUUAGCUAAGGAUUUAAGCUUGAAGUAGACCUGCAACAGGUGCCGCCCUCAAGUCAGAUACUCGAUGCCAUGGGGCUCUGUCUUGCUGGACACUUGUCAAAGGGCAGCCAUCAAGACAAGGCUAAUGAGAGCUUAAUCCUACUCAUCUGUGAAAUUAGAGUACUUAUUUCUUGAAUCUUUCUAUUUGCGUACAUGUGAGCCUG